Messenger RNA from Acanthisitta chloris (rifleman), 784 nucleotides. RefSeq names its product E3 ubiquitin-protein ligase LNX-like. The annotation marks the transcript as partial. The transcript has 3 exons. Gene Ontology annotation, molecular function: ubiquitin-protein transferase activity; metal ion binding. Lineage: Eukaryota; Metazoa; Chordata; Aves; Passeriformes; Acanthisittidae. Gene Ontology annotation, cellular component: cytoplasm. The record is from RefSeq and is a predicted model, not a curated record. Gene Ontology annotation, biological process: ubiquitin-dependent protein catabolic process.
AUGAGCCAGAAAGAAAAAGAAAUGGAGGACAGCUCCCCACCACUCUGUGUCACCUGCGGCCAAUCGCAUUUACCAGAAGAAAACCACUUGUACAGCUACACCGAAGAGGUGGAUGAUGAUCUGAUAUGCCACAUUUGCCUGCAACCUUUGCUUCAGCCGUUAGACACGCUCUGUGGUCACACCUUCUGCACAGCCUGCCUUACAAACUUCCUCGUGGAAAAAGACUUCUGCCCCAUGGACCGCAAGCUUGUGAUUCUCCAGACAUGCAGGAAAUCCAGCAUACUAGUGAAUAACCUCCUGGACAAGCUAAUGGUUAGCUGCCCUUUCACAGAACACUGCUCAGAGGUCGUGCAACGGGGUCACCUCGAACAGCAUUUCCAAACCCAAUGUAAAGGAGCAUCCCACUAUGGCCUUACUAAGGAACGGAAGAGGCGUUCCCAAGACUGCUCUCCAGACCAUGGCUCCAGCUUAGCAGUAGCUGCCCUGGGCCCUGAGCUCUCAGCAGCUGCAGCCAUCGCCUUAAUGACAGAUGAGCCAGGGCUGGUGAACCCAGCCUUCAGCCCCACCUCGGAGGACAGCCAGUUGGGCAGCAGCCCUGGAGACCUGCAUCGCAGCAACCGGAACAGAACUCGACACUUUGAACGCUCUACCAUAAGAAGCAGAUCUUUUAAAAAAAUAAACAAAGCGUUCAGUGUUCUUCGAAGGACAAAAAGUGGAAGUGCUGUUUCCAACCAGACUGACCGGGAAAGGGAGACUGUUGGAAACUCUGCUGCUGGAGAGGAAG